Molecule: messenger RNA, 1848 nt
Organism: Manihot esculenta (cassava)
Lineage: Eukaryota; Viridiplantae; Streptophyta; Magnoliopsida; Malpighiales; Euphorbiaceae
Product: spastin
Exons: 13
Coding region: 187-1656 (489 amino acids)
Cellular component (GO): microtubule cytoskeleton
Molecular function (GO): ATP binding; ATP hydrolysis activity
Source: RefSeq, a predicted model, not a curated record
CUUAUAUUCAUUCUAGCUAUUGAUCUCUUGUUGAAAUCUUUCUCCCGGUUCACAAAUCGAUCGUGUCCUUAAGAAAAUUUUAUUGAGUUUUAAUUGCGUUUACACACUGAUUAUUCCAUGGUUGGCAAAUCUGCGUGUCUAAUUUACUGUUCUCUCUAAGUUUAGCAAUGAUUUCUUCGGCUAGACAUGAGUUUCUUGAAAGGGAUAAUAGACUCUCUAGGCUCCGCCUUCUCUUCAUAUAGCUCUGCAUCUCCAGUUCAGGAAGAAAAUCCCAGCGCUGGAACAAUGGAAGGCGUACCUGGGACUUCGAUCACAAAUGAACGCGCGGCAUAUAAGCUCAAGGGGUACUUUGAUUUAGCCAAAGAAGAGAUCGCCAAGGCUGUGAGGGCCGAAGAAUGGGGUUUGGUUGACGAUGCAGUUUUCCAUUACAAGAACGCCCAACGAAUACUCGUCGAAGCUACUUCAACACCUGUUCCUUCUUAUAUCAGCUUUAGUGAACAAGAGAAAGUUAAAUCUUAUCGGCAAAAAAUAUCAAAAUGGCAGGGUCAAGUUUCAGACAGAUUGCAAGCAUUAAAUCGCCGAGCAGCCGGCACAUCCUCAAACAAGACUAUCUUAACUCAUACACAUGGUGCUGCAGUUUCAUCAUCAACAUCAAAUUUUAAGCAAGAUCUGUCACAGAAGUCUCCUCGUUCCACUAGAAACAAUGUAGUAAUCAGGAAUCAGACGGAUAAACCUGCAAGCUCAAAACCUAUUCUAGAUUCUGGUAGCAGUUAUGAUGCAAAAUUGGUUGAAAUGAUUAAUACUGCAAUAGUGGAUAGAAGUCCUUCUGUAAAAUGGGAUGAUGUCGCUGGGCUUGAGAAAGCGAAACAAAGUCUAAUGGAAAUGGUUAUUUUGCCAACUAAGAGAAGAGAUUUGUUCACUGGGAUUCGGAGGCCAGCUAGAGGUCUGCUUCUCUUUGGUCCACCUGGUAAUGGGAAAACCAUGCUGGCCAAAGCUGUUGCUUCAGAGUCACAGGCAACAUUCUUCAAUGUUUCAGCAUCUUCCUUAACAUCAAAAUGGGUCGGAGAGGCUGAAAAGCUUGUUCGGACUCUGUUUAUGGUUGCGAUAUCCAGACAGCCAUCAGUAAUUUUUAUGGAUGAAAUUGAUAGUAUCAUGUCAACAAGGUUGGCCAAUGAGAAUGAUGCAAGUAGAAGGUUGAAAUCUGAGUUUCUAAUUCAAUUUGAUGGAGUAACCUCUAAUACUAAUGAUUUAGUAAUUGUUAUUGGUGCUACCAAUAAGCCACAAGAAUUGGAUGAUGCUGUUCUAAGGAGACUGGUUAAGAGAAUAUAUGUACCUCUACCCGAGAAAAAUGUGAGGAGGCUUCUUUUGAAACACAAACUCAAGGGCCAAGCUUUUUCCUUACCUGAUGGAGACCUUGAGAGACUUGUUGGAGAUACAGAAGGAUACUCUGGGAGCGAUCUACAAGCUUUGUGUGAAGAAGCUGCAAUGAUGCCAAUUAGAGAGCUUGGCUCAAACAUUCUGACUGUCAAGGCCAAUCAGGUGAGACGACUAAAUUAUGAAGACUUUCGGAAGGCAAUGACUGUCAUUAGGCCCAGUUUAAAUAAGAGCAAAUGGGAAGAGCUUGAACGGUGGAACGAGGAGUUUGGGUCCAACUAAUUGAUUUCUCAUUGCAAAAUGCUCCAUCUUAAUUAUUUUGUUUUAAUACAAUCUGUAAUUAGCAAAUAACCUACAUGCACUACAAAGAAAUCCGCGUGCUCAGUUCACCAUCUGAACUCUUUUUAUGUGGGUUGCUUUUGUAAUAAAUAUUGUAAUUGAAAGAAGAAAAUCACCAGCAUUUUCCUGGACAAA